This is a messenger RNA of Arachis duranensis, 621 nucleotides long. RefSeq lists its product as uncharacterized. Bases 1 to 621 code for a protein of 206 amino acids. The record is from RefSeq and is a predicted model, not a curated record. Lineage: Eukaryota; Viridiplantae; Streptophyta; Magnoliopsida; Fabales; Fabaceae. The transcript has a single exon.
AUGCAAAGGAUAACUAAUUCUCCAAAUUCUUGGAGAUUUUUCAAGAAAUUACAGAUUAACAUUCCCUUUGCUGAAGCAUUUGAGCAAAUGUCGCUCAAUGCUAAGUUUCUCAAGGAGUUAAUGACUAAGAAGAGAAGUUGGAGAAAUGAUGAAACUGUGGUGUUAACUGAGGAAUGCAGCGCCAUCAUCCAACAUAAAUUGCCUCAGAAAUUGAAGGACCCAGAAAGCUUCCAAAUUCCUUGUAUCAUAGGAGAAAUCACAGUCGAGAAUUCCUUAUGUGAUUUGGGAGCCAGCAUAAAUUUGAUGUCCUUAGCAAUGAUGAAAAGAAUGAAGAUUGAAGAAGUAAAACCAGCAAGACUGGCACUCCAAUUAGCAGACCGAUCAUUCAAAUUCCCUCAUGGAGUAAUGGAGGAUUUGUUGGUAAAGGUGGGAGACUUCAUCUUCCCGGCUAACCUUAUGGUGCUAGAUAUAGAGGAAGAAGCCAAAGCUUCAAUAAUUUUGGGAAGGCCAUUUUUAGCAACUGCUGGAGCCAUAAUUGAUGUCCAAAAGGGUGAACUCACCCUUAGACUACAUGAUGAGAAGAUGGUGUUCAAUGUGUUCAAGGCCAUGAGUUACCCGUAG